This is a messenger RNA of Closterium sp. NIES-67, 1331 nucleotides long. NCBI's taxonomy places the organism in Eukaryota, Viridiplantae, Streptophyta, Zygnematophyceae, Desmidiales, Closteriaceae. The record is from the annotation of a GenBank genome assembly.
CGGCCUCGUUCUGCGCGCGAUCCACCACAACCCAGAGCGCGCGAUCCGGCGCGCAGCCAACACGGAGGCAGGCAGGAAGAUCGAGCGAGCAGACGCGGAGCCGGCGGAAUGGCUUCGACGAUGCUGGCGGAAGCGGAAAUCUGGGAAACAUAUGGGGAGACUUCUGCAGGAACCCUUCAGAGCUCGCGAGAAACCAUUGCCCUGUUCCUCCAGAGAUAUAACCACUGCCUCGGGCAAAUCUCCUUUCCUGCUUCCUCAUCUUCCACUCUCGGUAGAGCGAACCCCCCCGUGUUUUGCGGGUCUCGUUAGCCCACAGCGCCGCGAGCAGCCAGUGUCACGCUGCAGGCAGGCAGGCAGGACGGUCGAGCCGAAGCAAAGGCGACGAAAUGGACUCCAUUUCGGACGCGGCGCCGAGCUUGCUGGCGAUAGCCGGGAUUCUGAAGCAGUCAGCUGACGGCAUGGCGGCGUGGUCGGUGGAGGAUCUGACGCUGGGGCUGUACCGCCUCAGCCUGAAGCACGCCGCCGGGAAAGACGUCGACGCCAUUCCGGGCGAUGUCGUCCGCAACAGCCAAGAGCGCUCCCAAAUCCGCUACUGCCACAUCUGUGCCUGCUGCGGCAAAGGCAGUGCCUCGCUUGCAGCCAAUGUCGUUCCCGAAACCCCUGCUGUGGUCCCUGUUCGCCUGGUGGCGCCGGGGCAGCUGUACCACAUUCUGCGCAAAGCGCCCGCCUCUCUGCAAGAGCAGUUCAACCUCCCCCCUCUGCCGGCCAAGCGGGAGAAGCAUGCAGAGGAGAAGUUGUUUGUGGAGGAGGAGACAGACAUGGACAAGCGAGGGAUGUUUGACGCGCAGAAGCAGCAGAACGGGGUAGCAGUGGGGGGCGAGGUGAAGGAAGAAGCGCCUGCGCCUGCGCCUGCGCCGGCGGUCGUGGCGGGACCUGCUGUGUCGCAUGUGGUGGUGCGCGGAGCUGACCCUAAGCCCCGGUUUCUGCGCAUCAUUCUGAGUGAUGCGCUGCUUGCUGACCAUAGCUGCAAGCUGUACGGGAAGGGGAUCAUAGAUGCCAUGCAAUGGUGCAUGUAGGUUAGAGUGUUGAUAUGGCUUUAGGUAUUGGUGUUUUACCUCUCAAAAUAACGCAAUGAAUUAGAAUGAGUGAUACACGGUGGUUUUGUCCUAAGGAGUUGUACUUGUUAAAAUUAUAUAAGUUAUAAUUUAAUAUAGGCUUGGUAGGUUGUUACUGAACCUUUCUGUAGGGGUUAUAAUUUAAUAUAGGCUUGGUAGGUUGUUACUGAACCUUUCUGUAGGGGGUACAAACCCCUCCUUGUACUCCCCUCUCUU